Molecule: messenger RNA, 2196 nt
Organism: Hibiscus syriacus
Lineage: Eukaryota; Viridiplantae; Streptophyta; Magnoliopsida; Malvales; Malvaceae
Product: protein FAR1-RELATED SEQUENCE 6-like
Exons: 2
Coding region: 1060-2112 (350 amino acids)
Biological process (GO): regulation of DNA-templated transcription
Molecular function (GO): zinc ion binding
Source: RefSeq, a predicted model, not a curated record
UCAUAUUGUGCUUCAUCCAUCUCGUUUGGAACAAGGAUUGAACUAAUUUUUCUUUACUCUGUUCUCAACACUUUGAAAGAUCAGUUCUUGAAUCAAUUCUUUUGAUGGAGGAAGUUUCUCUUAAUACUGAUCCAGUUGUUGAUGAUGAUGCCGAUGAAUUCGAGAUUGAAGGUGAUUGUGAAAUGGCAGAAUGUGUUAGGCAAAGUGGUGUUAUUCAAGGAGAGAAUCCUCUGCCUCCUGUCGUCGGAAUGGAAUUUGAUUCAUACGAGGAUGUAUAUUACUUUUACAAUUGUUAUGCCAAGGAACAGGGAUUCGGUGUUAGAGUAAGCAACACAUGGUAUCGGAAGAGCAAAGAAAGAUACAGAGGCAAAUUGGGCUGCAGUAUUGCAGGAUUCAAGAAGAAGAGUGAAACAAACCGGCCAAGACCUGAAACAAGGACUGGAUGCCCUGCGAUGAUAAAAUUCAGGGUGAUGGAUAACAAAAGGUGGAGAAUCAUAUAAGUUGAGCUUUACCAUAACCAUUUGAUCAGCCCUGUGAGUGGAAAAUUCUACAAGUCCCAUAAGCAAUUAGGUCUUGGAACCAAAAGAGCACUGCAGAUAGACAGUGCUGAAGAAGUCCAAAAGCUUAGGGUUUUUCGAACAGUGAUUGUUGAUGUUGAAGGGAAUGGAAGUGCAGAAGUCAGUGAUGGAGAACUCCAGACUGCUCAUAACCAAACCAAUCAAUUAAGGCUUAAAAAUGGAGAUGCACAAGCUAUUCAUAAUUAUUUUAGCCACUUGCAACUGAUUGAUCCAAACUUCUUUUAUGUGUUGGAUCUCAACGAGAAAGGAUGUUUGAGGAAUUUAUUCUGGACCAGUGCAAGGUCUAGAGUUGCAUACGGUUACUUCGGUGAUGUAGUUGCAAUCAAUCGACACUUCCUGCUUAACGGACAAAUACGAAGUCCCACUGGUUUCGUUUGUUGGAGUGAAUCAUCAUGGGCAGUCUGUGCUUUUGGGUUGUGGUUUGCUUGCAGGUGAUACUAUCGAAUCAUAUACCUGGUUGUUUAGGGCAUGGCUUUCAUGCAUGUUAGGACGUCCUCCACAGGUCAUCAUCACCAAUCAGUGUAGAACCCUGCAAACUGCUAUUGCUGAUGUUUUUCCGAGGGCUUCUCAUUGUCUUUGUUUGCCAAGGAUAAUGCAAAAGGUUCCGGAUAAACUGGGUGGAUUGUAUGAAUAUGAAUCAAUUAGAAUGACAUUACAUAAUGCAGUUUAUUACUCUCUAAGGCCUGAGGAAUUCGAAACCACAUGGGAAGAUAUGAUCCACCAUUACGGAAUCAGGGAUCAUAUUUGGCUUCAAAUGUUAUAUGAAUAUCGCAGACGAUGGGUUCCUGUUUAUUUGAAGGAGACAUUUCUUGCAGGAAUGCUUCCAACCCGGCCAAAUGAGGUUGUGGAGUCAUUUUUCGGUGGCUAUCUUGAUAGACAUACUUCUUUGAAGGAAUUUUUGGACAAAUAUGAUCAAGCCCUACAGGCAAAUUAUCAGCUGGAAGUUUUGGCUGAUAUGGAAUCAAGAAAUCCGGGUUUUAUGCUAAAAUCCAGAUGUUAUGUCGAGUUGUCACUUGGAAAACUGUACACGAACAAUAUCUUAAGGAAGUUUGAACAAGAGGUUGAGGGAAUGUACUCAUGUUUUAGCACGAGACAAAUAAACGCCAAGGGACAAGUAAUUACAUACAUGGUCAGGGAACAAACUGCAGUAGAUGGAAACAAAAGGGAGACUAGGGACUUCGAGGUUUUGUACAAUGCAACCGAAAUGGAGGUGCUUUGUGUUUGCGGUUUGUUUAACUUCAAAGGGUAUUUUUGUCGGCAUGCACUGAGCGUCCUUCACCAAACUGGCAUCGAGGAGAUCCCCCCUCAAUACAUUCUAUCACGAUGGAGAAAAGAUAUUAAUAGGAGUUAUGUUAUGAAUCAUGACCACAGUGGUAUUGAUGUUAAUAACCCAGUUCAUAGGUAUGAUCAUCUUUACAAAUGCAUUAUGCAGGUUGUUGAAGAAGGCCGAAAAUCAGAAGGUCGACGCAAAGAAACGGUUCAAGCAUUAGACCGGAUAUUGAGCAAGCUUGAUCUUGUAGAGGGUCGUUUAUAAAUAUUAUUUUCGAUCCUAGAGCUUUGAAGUUGUUUGCUAGAAUGCUUUCAUUGCCAACUUUUUUUUUCAUUUAUCUUUAGGAUA